AUGUUGCAGGUGCUUUGUGGUGCAGUGGCGGGCGCAGGCGAGCUGGUUGGGAACGUGAGCCGCGUGCGUCGCUCGCCCCAACCUUACCAUCCGCACCGGGUCAUGACAGACGAAGAGAUGGACGCGACAGUAACGUGGAAGCGUUCGUACUGGCGUGAAAUGCAGAACGUCAUGAAAACAGAAGGCUACAAGAAGGAAUUUGUAGAAUGUUGCCCAUCUAUAGGCGAGAUGGUCGCUAAAAAGGGCGGCAGGACCUUCAGCGGGCUCUACGUAGAAUUGUAUGAAGAUGGCGAGAACAAACAGAGACUUUAUGAGCUAUCAUGUGCUCCUGAAGUCGUGGAUAAACCGUGUCGCUUCGUGGAUGCUCGUCUGUAUAACCAAUCAAGGUGUGUCCAAAUAUACUCAUACUCCUACGCGUUAGUGCGAUACACUACCACCACCGAAAUGCCGCACCAAAAGACUAAAGGACAUAUCUCGGUGCCGGGUUCAGGGGGUUGGUCUAUGGACUAUGUGAAAGUGCGCGCCGGCUGCGAAUGCCAAAUCACCUCGAAGAGGAGAUCACAUAAGAAGAGAAUGGAGAGACACAGGCAGAGGAGGAAAAACAGGAAGCUAGAAGAAGACGAAGAGACUUGACCGUGGAUCAGUGCUAGUGUUAUAACCAGUGGGACAUUGAACGAAUUACGGGAUAGGCACCCUUUUAGUAUUUAAGAGUAAGACCGGUCUAGUGUGGAGAUAUAAAUUAAUUUAUAAAUGUGUAAUGUCUGGAAAGCUUCGGAUGCUUUAAAGCUGCUGACGUAUGUAUAUGCUAGAUCGUGCGUGGGUCAUCGUAGGUUACCGAUGCCAAUCGCGUGUUGAUAUUAGUCGUAUGAAUUAUCGGUUGAUGUAUUUCAAUGUAUUAUAUUUAUUUAAGACUUUUUCUUCCUAUAUUUCUUUAUUUAAUUAUGCUUCUUGUCUUAAUCUUGUGUUGUAAGUCAUACUUAAAAUCAAAUCGAAAUAUGAUACAGUGCCUUUUGAAACUUUAGUGCCUUUUUAGUUUUAUAUAUACCUAAUGUUGAUGUUUCAUAACGAAAAUAUGUUUCUAUGCUAAAUUAUUUUCGAUUCAUUGUUAAAAUUUAUUUUUUCAAUAUCAUUUGUAUUGUCAAUCAGAUAAUUUUAUGUAUUAUUAAGCGUGAAGGCGUCGUCCUAUAACCGUACAAGAUAACCUUUUAAGAUUUCGUCGUACGACGUUAUUUAACAAACAAAACUUUAGAGCCCUAAUGGCAGUAAGAGAAGAGCAAGGGGAUGGGCCUCGCGGUAUUUUUAAGGAUCGCACGAUCAAUCGAUUGCACGGUGAAAUCGCAAUGUUUACACGUUCAAUCGUUAGCCAAUUAGGAUGCCUCCAUUUACAUUGUUCGAUCAUUUGGAGAGUUCCCGCUUGUUGUAUGGUAACUAACUUAUCGACCAUUGAAAAUGAGGUCUUACACUGCGCGGUGCAUCCUAUUACGCAUGGCUAUCACCAUGUUUCUCAAUAAAACAAUCUUAAAAUACUUAUUUAUAAAUAGUUACCGUAUGUAAUGGUGGAUACCCAUAUACUCUUACACUAUGUCUUCGUUUCACACUGUGUUUUGUUUAUUAUUUAAGUUUCUUUCGUCGAGCAAACUGUGAUGUCUGAAACGCUCAUUUGUAGACUAUUUAUGUGCUCGGUUUUCGAUCAACUCCAUAAUUAUUUAAAUUGUACAGUUACUUGGCUAUUUUUAAAAAGUGUUAUAUUAUUGUAUUGUUAUAGAUUCUAGUGGCAUGAAUAUUAAUAAAUUAGCUUGUAUGUGAUUUUGAAAAAAAAAAACAAAUUCGAAAAGGUUUACACUUCGAUAUGAACUCUAGCAAAAUCAAAUCAUGUACUUCUAAAUAUUGAUACGAAGUGCAAACUCCUGUGGAAAUCCAUGAGCAUACAUCAAAAACCAAAAGUUUAUUAUUCAUAAACUAAUUGAAAUGAGAAUAAUAUUCUUACGUUAUUGGCGACGAUUGUAACGAUUUUAUAUUUAUUUUCAAACAUUUGUUUAACAAUUCCAUGACGAUCACAUAAGUCUUAAGACGUAAAAUGCUCUCUUCUUCAGAUUUUUAAAUUAAGAAUAUUUAUUCAAAGUUAACAAAUUAUAUAUUUUUUUGUUAUUAUUCUUAACAGUACUUACUUCGUAAGCAUAAGUGCAUCGAGUCAAAGAUCUGUAUUAUUUUCUAUUUUGUAAUACUUUUAUUGUAUUUAAAAAGAUAAUUAUUUUUAAGAGUUCAUUCAUUUAUUUAUAUACUGUUAAUACGAGGUAUUCUGAUAUUCAAAAUAUGUAGUGUCGCUGACAAUCAUAUGUAAUCUGUGGUUUUACUAAAUACCUAGCUGAAAUGCAAACCAACAGUGCUGUGAUUGGCACACAUAAUACGUCUCUUAAUUAUUAAUAUAUUUAUUUAGUUAUAAGAAAUCCGUUGCCUUAUAAUAGUUUUAUCAAAAACAUAAUUUAAAUUUUAAUAAAUAUAAUCGGGUAAUUCAUCAAAUGCGUAUAAUAAUAAAAGUCACGUAAUGAGCUCGACCGGCGCAAUGGGCAGCAAAACAGACAACCACACGAUAGGUGGCCAAAAAUGUAUUAUCUUAUAGUCCUCCGUAGCUUGAAAACUUACAAAUUAAACGUUUAUAAUAAUACUUUUACUUCUUAUUAAAUACUGAUUUUUGCUAGGCAUUUAAUAAUCCAACAGAUUACAAGUUACAACUACGACAUACAUGAAUAUUAAUUGUACUUAGAAAUCGCUUCCAUAUAAAUUUAUUGAUGUAUAUAAAUAACUCCAUAGUAUUGUGGACUGAGAUUAUUUUGUGCAUUUAGACGUAUAAUAAUUAACAAAAACCGAAAAUAUUUUUAUAUACGGUAAAAAUAGGACUCUAACUUCAUUAGUUCACAGCGGAGCAAAAUCAUAGUAGCGCAAUCUAGCGGUGAGUAGGAAAACUCGGUACUCUGUAAGAAUGUUGAAGUCCAAAGAAACUAGAUGUCGUUAAUAGGCGAUUAUUUUUAACAGUGCCAUGAUUCUACUUGUUUUUUAGAUAUGCGCCAUAGUUUACUGUUCUGUUGUACAUACAUUUAUUGAAAAACUGUGCUGCCAAUAAAAUUAUAAUUUAAAUUGUGUGAUUGUAUAACUUUAUAAACAAUAUUGACGAUUUAAUUCCAACAGUUCUUAUUAAUACUAAAAUAUUAUUGUGUCAAUUUUGCCCCCAUGACAUCACAAAAAUUAUAUUUAUAAUGUUGACAUCAAAUCAGCCUUAAAUAAACUAAAAUUCAG
Molecule: messenger RNA, 3294 nt
Organism: Diatraea saccharalis (sugarcane borer)
Lineage: Eukaryota; Metazoa; Arthropoda; Insecta; Lepidoptera; Crambidae
Source: the annotation of a GenBank genome assembly